This is a messenger RNA of Eimeria necatrix, 528 nucleotides long. Its product is annotated as ribosomal protein L11, putative. The coding region runs from base 1 to 528 and encodes 175 amino acids. Lineage: Eukaryota; Apicomplexa; Conoidasida; Eucoccidiorida; Eimeriidae. Gene Ontology annotation, biological process: translation. Gene Ontology annotation, molecular function: RNA binding; structural constituent of ribosome. The transcript has 3 exons. The record is from RefSeq and is a predicted model, not a curated record. Gene Ontology annotation, cellular component: cytosolic large ribosomal subunit; ribosome.
AUGGUGAAGUCGUUGGAAGAGAGUCCGAUGCGGAAGAUCCGCAUCGAGAAGCUGACGCUGAACAUUUGUGUUGGCGAGUCCGGCGACAGACUGACCCGCGCUGCGCGUGUGCUGGAGCAGCUGACUGGCCAACGCCCGGUGCUGUCUCGUGCGCGAUUGACCAUUCGUUCUUUCAGCAUUCGCCGCAACGAGAAGAUCGCAUGCCAUGUGACAGUCCGCGGCAAGAAGGCGGAGGAGAUUUUGGAGAAGGGCCUGAAGGUCAAGGAGUACGAACUUAGAAAGAAGAAUUUCUCCGACACUGGCAACUUCGGCUUCGGUAUUCAGGAGCACAUCGACUUGGGGAUCAAGUAUGACCCAUCUACGGGUAUCUACGGGCUGGACUUCUACGUGCAUUUGUGCCGGCCGGGUCUGCGCGUCUCGAAGCGCAAGUGGGCACGGGGCCGCAUCGGGCACCGCCACCGCGUGACGAAGGAAGACAGCAUUCGUUGGUUCCAGCAGAAGUACGACGGGAUAGUUUUGAACCGCUGA